This is a messenger RNA of Acaulospora morrowiae, 2127 nucleotides long. The record is from the annotation of a GenBank genome assembly. Lineage: Eukaryota; Fungi; Glomeromycota; Glomeromycetes; Diversisporales; Acaulosporaceae.
AUGAGUAUCGUUUGUAACUCUCCGAAGUUCGAGUCGACUAACGAUCAAGCCUCGUAUUUCCACUUACCUGGUUCUUUUAUGACCGCAUCUAAUACUGAAAAAGCUUCGCAAGGUUAUUUCGACAUUAACCCAAGAUCCUCUCCUGCACAAACACCAUAUUUCGAUGCACAAAGACCACACUCCCCUGUUCAAACUCCCUUUUUUGACUGUGAACCAAUACAAACACCUUAUUUUGAGAAUUUGCAAUUGCAGCACGGUCAUGGCAUUCAACCGAAGUUUCAAUUGCAGAUUAAUGCUCAUAACGUUAACGUUACUCCGAGUGGAGUCGGUAAUCCUUCAUCCAUCAUUAACUCGACUCCCGGAUCUCAAGGCGGUGCUGCCGUCACUUCACCAUGGGGACAAAACGGAAUUUUCGAUCCAAAAGUACUCGUGCAACGUCGGCAAUCAUUAAAUCCGAAAGGCAGUUUUUCCAAAAAACCACAUUCCAUGCCGGCAGGAUUAUCUCCACUUACCCCUGUCACAUCGUCAUUUGAAGAAUAUUCUGUUGAUAGCGUUGCCCUCUUGAUCAAACAGCAACAAUCACAACCCUUAUCGGAACCUGCUUCUCGAAAAAUUGUUUUGUUACUUGACUUGAGAACUUUUUCGAUGUUCACAUCAAGUCGAAUUAAGACAUCCUUAAACAUUUGUGUACCAAAUACCUUGUUAAAAAGAGGUUCCUUUUCAGUUGACAAGAUCUCCGAAACAUUAGUUAGCGAUGAUGAUCGGAAUAUUUUCAAAGAAUGGCCAAAUUACGAAAAUAUUGUGUUAUACGACAAAGAUUCAUCCUGCUUAUCGGACAAUGGUCCCAUUUUUCACUUAUGCAAGAAAUUCAAAUCCCCAGCAUGCAAAGCAAAAGUCGGUUACCUAAAAGGUGGUUAUUCGGCUUUUUCUUUAAAGUACGAUGAACUAUGCGAGAAGACCGUGAUCAGCGGAAUUCCAUCUUCGUCCACCUUCCCUCGUAGACGACUGUCAAUAGGACGCAAACCAGGUCCAUUUACCUGUCCAACCCCCAUUAUCGAAAUGGCUGGUGUUAACCCUUUUUUCUCGAACAUCCGACAAAACAUGGAGAUGAGCUCAGGAAUAACCGAGACGAUACCUGUUCGCAUUCCAAAGGAUGUCAUCAUUGAUAGAUCUAUGUUGCCGAAUUUCAUAUUGAAACUUGUUUAUGAAGAUGGCGGCGAUAGGAAAUUGGCCGAAGAAUUUCAUGAAAUCGAACGCGAUGAACAGAGGCGACUACAAUCUCUGAUGCUUCAUAAUUCAAAUCAGCCAACCCCCGAAAGCCCUUUUAGUAUAUCGGCCGGUAUGGAAAAAGGAACAAAGAAUAGAUACCACAAUAUUUGGCCGUACGAUCAUGCCCGUGUCAAAAUUAGGGAAUGCAGAGAGGGAGAUUGCGAUUAUGUGAACGCCAGCUAUGUUCAAGUGAAUGGGUGCAGUAAACGAUAUAUUGCGACACAAGGUCCUUUGCCGACCACUUACGAAGAUUUUUGGAAGGUGGUCUGGGAACAAAAUUCCCGCAUUAUUGUAAUGUUAACUAAAGAGCAAGAAGCUGGCAGGAUUCAAUGCCAUCGAUAUUGGGCUGAAUGCACUGUAUCUCCGUGUCGAUUUGGACCUUUGGAACUUGUCCUCAUCUCCGAAAGUUCAGUGGCUAAUGAGACGGAUGGAAUUACUGUUCGCAAAUUCCGAUUAUCCCACAGAAAUCAUCCGGAAUUGCCUGCUCGUGAGAUCACUCAGCUACACUUUCUUGGAUGGCCGGACUUCGGAAUUCCGGAUUCUCCACGUCACAUUUUAAAUCUUAUUGAAGUUGCAAAUUCCGCUCAACUUCAUGCUUCGAAACAGUGCGAUUCCUCUCAAGAGAUUGGCCCAAUGGUCGUCCAUUGUUCGGCUGGCUGCGGUCGUACGGGUGCGUUUUGUACCAUUGACACAGUCCUCUCCAUGUUCAAUGAGAGAAACUUUGAUAACAACAGUAGGGAUAUUGUAAAAGAAACGGUUGCGCGUUUCCGUGAACAAAGGUUGAGUAUGGUCAAAACACUAAGGCAGUAUGUGUUUUGCUAUGAAGCAGUUCUAUGGAAAUUAACAGGUGCUGCAUAA